Messenger RNA from Salpingoeca rosetta, 402 nucleotides. RefSeq lists its product as uncharacterized. The record is from RefSeq and is a predicted model, not a curated record. NCBI's taxonomy places the organism in Eukaryota, Choanoflagellata, Craspedida, Salpingoecidae. Bases 1 to 402 code for a protein of 133 amino acids. The transcript is spliced from 4 exons.
AUGCCAUGGAUGCAGAACUUCCGUGAGCUUGGGUUGCCGACGCUGCUCGAAGGAUACAACGGCAAGCCCGCACUCAUCAAGGCAACGGGCACUGUCUGUCGCGGGAAGGACAAUGCGUUUCUGGAGAUGUGCAUCAACGUGCACUCGUUCCCCGUCCUCACGCGGAAGUCCAUCCACUCGCUCAGGGGGAAGAUGAAGCAGAUGGUGGUUCAUCUCGGCACGACGAUUGAGGGCCACGCCGAUGACGAGUUGCCUGAGCGCAUUGCGUUCUGCUGCCGGCUGAUUCGCGUCGAUGGAUUUGAGUCGCCGCUGUUGAGUGCAGAGACCAUUUCGUGGCUGCAGAAGCAGGCGAAGCACCUCAACAACAACGUCGUUGUUGAGACAGCCACAUCUGGCAAAUGA